Molecule: messenger RNA, 1399 nt
Organism: Triticum aestivum (bread wheat)
Lineage: Eukaryota; Viridiplantae; Streptophyta; Magnoliopsida; Poales; Poaceae
Product: WAT1-related protein At1g44800
Exons: 4
Coding region: 21-1085 (354 amino acids)
Cellular component (GO): membrane
Molecular function (GO): transmembrane transporter activity
Source: RefSeq, a predicted model, not a curated record
UGUUCAUACGCUUGGAGGAGAUGACUCCCAAGCCUCCCUGGACCUUAGGCUUGCAGAUCUCAAACCAUUUGACCAUAUGGUACUUCUGUUUAUUGUUCUCUCCCGCCCAGAAGACCAUUAGGGAACGGAGGCCAAAGAUGACAACCACCAUCUUCAUAAAGAUUAUGUGGCUCGCAUUUCUCGAGCCGGUGCUCGACCAGAACCUGUAUUUCAUGGGCGCGAAGCUGACCUCGGCGGGGUUCGCGACGGCGCUCCUCAACACACUCCCGGCCGUCACCUUCGUGCUGGCCCUCAUCCUGCGCAUGGAGAAGGUGCGGCUGCGGAGCCUGCACAGCCAGGCCAAGAUCGCUGGCACAGUCCUCGCGGUGGCCGGCGCCGUGCUGAUGGUUCUGUACCACGGCCCUGUCGUGCGGUUCCCGUGGACUAGUGGCCAUCACCAUGCCACCAUCGGUGGCCAGGUCGCCGCCGCGCGGGACUGGCUGAUCGGGACCGUAAUGCUCAUCGCCUCCUGCAUGAUCUGGCCGGGCUUCUUCAUCCUCCAGGCCAACACGCUCGGGAGCUACCCGGCGGAGCUGUCUCUCACGGCGCUCAUCUGCGGUAUGGGCUCGCUGAUGAGCGGCGCCGUCGCCCUCGUUGCUGAGCGCGCCGACACCCAGGUCUGGGUUGUCGGCUUCGAUAGCCGCCUCUUGACCGUCGUCUACGCCGGCAUAGUGUGCUCCGGCGUGGCGUACUACUUGCAGGGCGUCGUGUCAAGGCAAAGGGGCCCGGUGUUCGUGACGGCCUUCAGCCCGUUCAGCAUGAUCAUAACCGCCGUCAUGGGCUCCAUCAUUCUCAAAGAGGAGAUCACUCUCGGAAGUGUGAUUGGUGCAGUGAUCAUCGUGACAGGCCUCUACUUUAUCAUCUGGGGCAAGAGCAAGGACGACAUCAGCCCCAGUCAAGUCUCCGACGUCAGCGUCAAGGGAGCCGGUGAACUGCCCUUAACCUCGGUGACCAACGGCCACGGCAAGCAGUACGAGCUCGGCAACGGCAACGGCAACGGCGGCCAUGUCGACGUCGAGACGCCCACGACCAAUGGGCACUACUAGCCAAGGGAUCGUGCUAUAGUACGUCCUUUAGUUGUCCAUCUAGCUUUUCCCCUUGUACUGCAUAGUCCAUCGAUCGAUCAUGCAUGGAGACGAUUUUUCUCUCUCUACUUUCUUCUUGCCAGCUUCUCCGUAGCUACGAUCUUAUCAUGUGACUAUGUGAGAGUAAGUAAGUGCUGCUUAUAGCAUUUCCCGUGAUGGUUAUACUGGAUGCUGCCAGACAUCUCCAACGCUGACCCUUAAAAUGGACAAUAUUUGUCCAUGAACCGGUAGGAAUCAGUCCGUGAACGGUAAUGCAGGAGAUGGUCAUUCAACCA